AUGGAGGUUAAGCCAGAGGAUAGAAAAUAUUUAACUUUGAGCACACCAAAAGGUCUGUAUAGAUGUAUAAGGCUACUGUACGGAAUUUCUAGUGCAGCUGCAAUAUUGCAGAGAGAAAUCGAAAAUAUCUCGAAAGAUACACCAGGCGUUACAAAGAGACCUACACUGGACAGAAUGUUCGCUUCAACGUCACAAAGAAAUGAUGAUGGUUUGCGGGCGUCUUACAAUAUCUCGCUACUUAUAGCAAAAUCCGGAAAACCGCAUACUAUCCGAGAGAAGCUAAUUUUGCCAGCCGUUGAAGAGGUUUUAAAAACUGUUUUACACAAACCUGCAUCUGAUAUCAUUAAAAGAAUUCCCUUAAGCAACAAUACUGUUGAAAGACGUAUUGAUGAAAUGAGUUCUGAUAUUGAAAGCUUCUUAUGUAAUUAUUUGCAAACGACCCAUUCCUCUAUACAACUGGACGAGUCAACUUUACUUGAUAAUGCAGCAUUAUUAUUGGCAUAUGUUCAUUUUAUUAUGAAUCAAGAAAUCUAUGAAGAACUGCUCUUCGCAAGAACUUUGAUAACCGACACUAAAGGUGAAUCAAUAUUUCAUGUUUUGAAGGAUUACUUCAUUGAAAAAGCAAUUCCUUUAUCAAAUAUAAUAUCAGUAGCUUCAGAUGGAGCACCUGCCAUGUUCCCCAAUUUGUCACAGACAAGCUGCCAGGAAGACGACGUUUCAACUUACGUUCAACAUUUAAAUGCCCUCUAUUCAGAUUUUGAAUCUAGAUUUGAGGAUAUUUUGACUAUGGUAAUACCACCGUGGAUAAUUAAUCCAUAUGGUGACAUAGAAGAAACGAAUGUCAUAAUACAAGAGGAACUGACUGAACUAAGUACAAACGAAGAACUUAAGGUUCAGUUUAAAAACGGAUAUUAUGGAAUAUAA
Acanthoscelides obtectus is the source of this 924-nucleotide messenger RNA. The record is from the annotation of a GenBank genome assembly. Lineage: Eukaryota; Metazoa; Arthropoda; Insecta; Coleoptera; Chrysomelidae.